AUGCACCUCAGCAGGCUGGCGACGGCUCUUAGGGAGAAGCCCCUGGGAGCUGGCUGGCGAAUUGCAAUGUCACCUCGCGCGGGGAUGAAUCCUCUGCAGACGACUGAAGUGACCAAGCGGGUCGUCGCCGGGCGGUUGGAGGGGGCAUCGGGAUGGGGCACAGGCGCCGAGCCUGGGUCCCUCCUCCUUCUCUUCACGAACACAACCCGCCAGUUUGCCGACAUACAUGGUGGUGGCAGCGUGACUGCGGUGCCGCGUGUCUCGUCGUCCUUGCCUCUUUUACUCCCGGGUCUGCCGUUCCACGCAGCGACGGAGGGGCGAGGCCAGUUGGCCGCGUAA
Messenger RNA from Aspergillus sclerotioniger CBS 115572, 339 nucleotides. RefSeq lists its product as uncharacterized. The record is from RefSeq and is a predicted model, not a curated record. The transcript is spliced from 2 exons. NCBI's taxonomy places the organism in Eukaryota, Fungi, Ascomycota, Eurotiomycetes, Eurotiales, Aspergillaceae. Bases 1 to 339 code for a protein of 112 amino acids.